Molecule: messenger RNA, 2859 nt
Organism: Enterobius vermicularis (human pinworm)
Lineage: Eukaryota; Metazoa; Nematoda; Chromadorea; Rhabditida; Oxyuridae
Source: the annotation of a GenBank genome assembly
GAUGGCUGAAGUAUUGACAGAGUCGGGUUGUGGGUUUCUAGAGAACCCAGUUCUUAAUUCGAGUUUGCUGCAGGAUAGGAGAGUGGUGGUUGUUUCCGUUAUUGGUAAAGAAUCAUUGGAACACUCAAAGACUGAAUGUAUUAGUUCUGCUUUACAGAGAUGUGCUUUUAUCGAAAGUUAUAAGAUACCUGAUUCUACAGCUACAGGAUAUGGGGAUGUUGGUCAGCUAGAAGGCGUUUUUCGUGACGGAGAUGAUAAAAAGGUGGUCGAUAGUGAAUGUCUAAUCAUCAAAUUUGAUUUAUAUAUCCUAACUUUUUCUCAGGGCUUUUUUGAUCUUCUUGCUGUUCUCGAGGUGGACUACAUAAGAAGUUUGGUUUUUUUGAUGCUGGUUUCUCACGUAUUACUUUUUGUUGAACCUUCUUGCCGAUUCAAUUUGAACGUCAGCCGGGCACUUAAAAGGGCCAAUGAGCUCCGGCUUUCUUGCAUGAAAGAAGUAUGUACAGAAUUGACAAGUUUACCAAAAUUCUCUCAUUACUGGGCCGAUGAAGGACGUAUCGCAAGGCCACGCUUGUUGUUUGCCAUGUAUCGUCAUCCGUUGAAAGCCGACAUAGGGUCUGUGAAGAAGGUGCUCUUUUACUUAUCUGUAGUUUAUUGCUAUAAUAAAGACCUUAUAGCGAAACUUGAACAGAGUAUUGAGAACCAGGUGUUCAAUAUCUUAAGGGCAAAUAGGGUUAUUGGCAAUCCAAAAAAAAGGAAUAAUGGAGUUUCAAUUCGUUCUGAAGGUUACCCGUUUGUACACAUAUUUAAUUCAAACGAUAUAUUACGAGACAGAAUCCGAGAUUUAGUAAUGACGAUAAUCGAAACCAGUGAGGAGGUGGAAAAUAAAGAACAUUAUGACAAAGAUAGAAACCGUAAAGAUUCGCGAGGUUUCUUGAAGAAAAUAUUGAAGAAGUACGGAACGAUAAAGAAAGGACAACUUUUUACGAGGUUUUGUUGCUUGGCAAAGGAAUGCCUCUCUCUCACCAAUACCUUAUUUGCGACUAGGUUUUCACAUAUUUCAGUUCCAAGAUUGAAGCGCUUUUUGGUUGGAUGUAAGACUGUCCGGAAACUAAUAUUUGAAAAAAAUUUGAUAGGCAAAGAGAGGCUCAACGAAAUGUUAAAUGUGGAAUUGAUUUUCUCUAAAAGGCUGGUUCAUAUGGGAGACUCGUAUUUAGCUCAGGCAAAAGCAGUUUAUCUUGCUACGGAACCGCGUGAACUGGAUAAAGGGAAAAAGUUUGUUUACACGAGUAAGCAGCAUCAAUUCAAGCUAGCACGUGCUAUUGAAAGGUUGGAGGGCCUCUAUCAUGGAUCAGAUCUUGAGCGAGCGAAGGAAGAAUUAAGGCAGCGGUGCGAAGAAAUAUGGGCAUCAAAGAAAGCUUGCGAAGCUCACUUUUCUCCUAGCAAUCUUCAAGUUGCAGCGUCAAAGCGAACACUACAUUCCAGUUCUGCUCGAUUUCUCUCAACCUGCAACUGUGGCAGAUCUCAGAUUAUACGAAAAGACCCAUUUACCCUAAAGGAAGCCAACUAUGAUUUUUAUUCGCAGUCUAGUUUUUUAUGCUGUCGCGGGCUGGAGUGUUACGCUUUUGCCGUUUUUGAUAAGAGCGAAUCUUCGGCAAACGCAGCUCGAUCGGGGAGUUCCUUGACUGCUGUCUAUCAAAUAGAAAACUUUCCAGAUCAGAUUGAAAUACUUCUGGAUAGGGAUAAUAGAUACCGAUUAGACGCUUCCCAGGACGAUGCUGAGCUACCUCAGGAUGGAAGAUUCAGUGAAGAGGGGAGUUUGUUACUCAGUGCGGAAGAGGUAAAUAGUGGUAUCUCAGCAGUCUCUGAAGAAAGAAAUAGCGACGAUGACGCUGAGAAUCCAAAGGCGGAGGAUGAACCGUCCAGAGUAGUAGAAGCAGAGUUUGGCAAAGCGCAUAUGGAUGAAUAUGCGUCCUCUGGGGAAGAGAACGAAAUUGCGGUGGGAGAAGUGAGCACAUCAUAUUUAGAUGAUGACGACGUGCAGCUGCGAGAGGGAGAAAUUAGCUUAGAUGAACGAGAUCGAUCUUCUGCUGUUGAAUUAGAGGAGGAGAUGUCUCGCCUUCGUUCGCUGUUCAAAGGUCAUUUUCUUGAAUGUGUUCCGAAUUCAGAGGCCCCGUUAUGCUUACCUCUUUUCCCAUCCUGGUCAUUGAUUUGCUUAGGAUCGUCUAGCAUAUACAGUCACAAAUUCGGGCUGAGAGAUGCACCAAACUUUAAAAACGGUACACAGUUUUUACUACCACUGGAUUUUUAUCUUAACGUGGAUGUAGAGAGUUGGGAAGCAGACAUGAAGGAAAUUAUGAGCGAGUCUAUUUCAUAUCGGUCUCGUCGGCACAUGAGAGGUAGCAAUGGUCGCGAAAAAGUGAAGCUUUUUGUUGGAUUUGAAUAUGAAUGUCCUAGAGGUCAUCGUUUUAUGAUACGAGAUGCACAUACUCCAGUAAAUGGACCAAUUUCUUCGAAGGAUAAUGGAUCUGUUCUACUAAGAUCAGAAUUAUAUCUUUGGAUGCCUUGUACUUGCAGGAGAGCUCCUAAAGUUAGUGCUCAGUUAAUGCGGCUACAUGUAGUUACUCCCAAAGCGCCAGUUACAGUAACUGUUAAUCCGAAAGUACAGCCUUCAUCGAAAGAAACGAUAUUUUUCACUGGGGAAAAAGCUAUUCGUCUUGAGUGGGCAAGGUAUUAUGUAUUACGCUUUCCGUACGUUUAUGAAGGAUUGCAGGGCCCGAUUUACAUGCCUGAUAAGCCAACAUUUUCAGGUAAAUUGCUCCCAAAUUGUAUUAAUGUUGAAUAUACUCCUUUACAUUAGAA